Messenger RNA from Trachemys scripta elegans, 2374 nucleotides. Its product is annotated as regulator of G-protein signaling 9-binding protein-like. The transcript has 2 exons. Bases 960 to 1712 code for a protein of 250 amino acids. Gene Ontology annotation, cellular component: neuron projection. Lineage: Eukaryota; Metazoa; Chordata; Testudines; Emydidae. Gene Ontology annotation, biological process: G protein-coupled receptor signaling pathway. The record is from RefSeq and is a predicted model, not a curated record.
CGCCAGCGGGGGACUGCCCCCCCCCAGGGGGGGGUCAUGCUAGAGGAUCACUUUCAAACAGCCCCUUAAUCAUUUCGGGUGGGGAGGGAGACAGCCAGACCGGGGCAGGCCCUGGGCCUGUCAUCACCCCCUGCUGCCCAUAGAUCUGCCCCCCGGACCCGUCAGCAGGUGGGAUCCCACAACCGGGGAGCCCGGAGCCACAACCACAGGCCAUGGCACCUGGAGACACAUUUCCAGCUAGGAGGAAGAUGCAACUUUGGGAGCCCCACAGGCCAGGACUCCCCCCCGGGCCUCAUGGGUUAAACCCACCCACGGAAAAUAGCGAGGCAGCGCCAUGCCCAGUGGCGCCUAUCGCCUGCCUGCCUAGACCUGCCGCAGCUCCCCCGGGACCCCAGAGCCCGCCCCUAACAAUCUGCCUCAGGCUCGGCCCGGCUAGCGGAGACUCCAGCAGCGGAGAGGAGAGCGAGGGAGCUGCUCCUGGGACCGGGACGCUGAAGGGCUCCGACAGCCAGUUUGCAGGGCUGGCAGCGCCGACUCAGGCCCGUUCCCACCGAGAGAACUGCAUAGCAUUGCGGUGACAGGACUGGAGCAGGGAGGCGGUGCUGGCGUGUGGGAGAGUCCGGCUCCUCCAGACUGCUGCCCGGGGGAGGUCACUCCACUGACAGCUUCGGUCCAGGCCGCCUUCCCACUUGGUGCCUGCCUCUGGGAGAACAGCUGGAGCUGAUACGAGGGGUCCUGCAUCACAGACAGCAGCAGGCCCCAGCCUGCACGAGGCCCCAAGUGGGUGUGAGAGCCCUUUGUGGCACAGCCCACCGGCUACACCCAGGUGUGGAGGACCCCACCUCGACAGCAGGCCCCAGCACCAGCCUGCUGUGCAGCCCAACGCACUGGCUGGUGCCGCUUCCCCAUCCACCAGCAGGCACCGGAGCAAGCCACGCACAGCUGAGGCCCUGGGCCGCAUGCAGGCGCUGGAGAGGGAACACCCAGCAGCAGGGUCCCUGCCCUGGCAGAUGUCCCAUGUGCCUGACUCCCACAACAUGGGGGAGGUGAGAGGGGAGUGUGCAGCUGCCCACACCUCCCUGAGCAAAGUCAUUGUGUGGCACAGACAGCUGGCGCUGCAGCUGGGAGGCACGGCUGACUCACCCCGGCUGCGGGAGGAGCUGCAGGAGCGGAGCAAGGAGGUGCACGAGCUCAGCAAGGGGCUGCGGAACAUGCUCCUAGCCAGGCUGAGGCAGCCGCUGGCCAGCCCUGAGGAGCGGCAGGAGCUGGAGAGGCUGUGGGUGCUGUCCCUGUCAGCUCUGGAGCUCUUCCACCAAGACCUGCACAGGGCCCAUCAUCUCUGCCAACUCUUCCCCCUGCAGGGGCGGGGAGGGCCGCUGCUGAGCACUGGCGUCACGGGGAAGGCCACAGAUGGAGGGCACAAGCCGUGGAGGAGGCCAAGCCGCAAGGGUGCCAGGAGCACGGAGCAGCUGGGUGCUGCCCCUAGCCUGGAGGAGCAGAUUGAGUGUGUGGGGACCAUGCUGCUGGAGAUGGAGACCAGAGUCAAUGUCCCUGUCUGGACUGUGGAGGCCACAGAAGAGGCCGGGCCGGGCAGCAGCUUGGCCUGUGAGGCAGAGGGGUCGUGCAGCGAGAGACAGGCUGCAGAGGUGGCAGGUGGCCCAGGGUGCUGCAGGCGUCAGGGCUGGCCUGCACUCUGCUGCAUAUUGUCAUGACCAGCCCCCAGGCGAAGGGGCAGGACUUUGCUCCCCCCAGGAGAAAACCCAGAACAGGGACCCUUGGCCACAGCAGCCCAGAAAGGCAAGUUUCUUUGAGCACAUGGCGCCCAGCUGGGAGAAGCAGGAAGAGGUGCUCUGGCUUGGGGUAGGAACAGGUUGGCUGAGGGCUCCCCUGCCAGCAGGGCAGUCAGCUCAGGGAGCAUGUGGGACAGCAGUGGCAAGGUGGGGGAGCACUGUAGGCCAAAGGAAGGGUGGCAAAGAGCCCCCACCCCCCUGGCACUGGAGGGAGUCAUGGCAGAGGAGACCGCUGGGGGAUUAAUAAACAUCGUUCUCCCACUUGCGUUCGUUCCCUGUAGAGCCUACAAAGUGCCCCUGCCCCAGGGAACCAUUUCCACACCCACAGUGGUGGUGGUGAUGGAGGUGCCUGGAGGUCACAGAGAUCUGUGCUUGAAUCCCCAUCUGCUGGGGUGACUGGCCCCAGGCGGUGGCAGAUCAGCAGCCGAGAGCUGCCUCAAGGCAGGGCCAGGCCCUCUUGGCUCCAAGUGCCCUGGGCUCGGUUCUUGCUGUGCAUGGCAGCCCGGCCAGAAGGGGUCACCGCGGCCCAAGACACUACCCAGCCCAAUGCAAGUACCAUGAUCUGUGCAAAACCAAAGUUAAAA